Messenger RNA from Megalobrama amblycephala (Wuchang bream), 2496 nucleotides. RefSeq names its product solute carrier family 34 member 1b (gene slc34a1b). Lineage: Eukaryota; Metazoa; Chordata; Actinopteri; Cypriniformes; Xenocyprididae. Gene Ontology annotation, molecular function: sodium:phosphate symporter activity. Gene Ontology annotation, cellular component: vesicle; brush border; apical plasma membrane. Gene Ontology annotation, biological process: intracellular phosphate ion homeostasis; sodium-dependent phosphate transport. The record is from RefSeq and is a predicted model, not a curated record. The coding region runs from base 171 to 1889 and encodes 572 amino acids. The transcript is spliced from 10 exons.
CAAGAUUCCCCAUAACGUCAUCUGAGCCAUAAAAGAAUAAUUUUACCUGUCUUACAAGAAAGAUUUCAGAUCAGUCUGUUAAAUAGUGGGUGAGUAAAAAAAUGUAAGAAUACUCAAUAAAACUGUAUUCCUGAAAAAAUCUUUAAAAUAGACUUUUUAUCCAGAACCAUAUGAUGGGGACGAUGGGAAAACACAUCCUCAUCAACAUUUGCAAGAUACCUCUUCUUCUUCUCUUUCUGUACAUGUUCAUCUGUUCUUUGGACAUCCUGAGCUCAGCCUUUCAGUUAGCUGGAGGUAGGGUUGCAGGGGACAUAUUCAAGGACAACGCAGUCUUUUCUAACCCUGUGGCGGGACUGGUGGUGGGAAUACUGGUUACUGUUCUGGUCCAAAGUUCCAGCACUUCCACCUCCAUUGUUGUCAGUUUGGUAUCCUCUGGAUUGCUGGAUGUUGGAUCUGCCAUUCCCAUCAUCAUGGGAUCAAACAUUGGCACAUCUGUCACCAACACCAUUGUGGCUCUGAUGCAGGCAGGGGAGAGAGAGGAGUUCAAACGAGCCUUUGCAGGUGCCACAGUGCACGAUUGCUUUAACUGGCUGUCAGUGUUGGUGUUGCUGCCGCUGGAAGCCAUCACUGGCGUGAUGAGGCUCGCGUCGGAGGCGGUGGUUGAAAGUUUCAACAUCGUGAGCGGAGAGGAUGGUCCAGAGCUCCUGAAAGUCAUCACAGAACCCCUCACCAAAAGUAUUAUACAGCUGGAUAAGAACGUAAUCAUAGGUAUAGCAACAGGCCAAGAGGUGCAGCGCAAUAAGAGCCUGAUAAAAGUUUGGUGUCAGACACGGAUCACGUUCCAAGAGAAUAUUUCUUUUGCGCCCUCAGAAAACUCGACAGUACCAACCACAUCACUUUACAUGAAUGCUGAAAAAUGCACUCAUCUAUUUGUGGAGACGGGAUUGUCUGAUCUGGCUGUGGGCUUGAUUCUGCUGUCUUCCUCACUGCUGGUGCUUUGCACCUGCCUCCUGCUGCUGGUUAAGCUUCUGAACUCCCUUCUCCAGGGACAAGUGGCCAAAGCUAUCCAGAAAAUCAUCAACACAGACUUUCCUUUUCCGUUUGGAUGGUUGACUGGCUACCUGGCCAUUCUGGUUGGUGCUGGCAUGACCUUUGUUGUUCAGAGCAGUUCGGUGUUCACUUCUGCCAUCACUCCUUUGAUAGGUAUUGGUGUGAUAAGUAUCGAGCGGGCCUACCCUCUGACCCUGGGAUCCAAUAUUGGAACAACCACUACAGCCAUCUUAGCUGCAUUAGCUAGCCCAGGAGACAAGCUAGCUGCGGCCUUUCAGGUUGCUCUAAGUCAUUUCAUCUUCAACAUUCUGGGCAUAUUGCUUUGGUACCCAAUUCCUCUUAGCCGUCUCCCCAUCCGCAUGGCACGAUAUUUGGGUGAGCGGACGGCAAAAUAUCGGUGGUUUGCUGUGCUGUACCUGAUUCUGUGCUUCCUCCUUCUGCCAUCAAUUGUCUUUGCCCUCUCCAUGGCUGGAUGGCAGGUUCUGGUGGGUAUCUGUGUACCAUGUGUUGCUGUCCUCCUCUGCAUUGUUGUUGUCAAUAGACUGCAGUCACAAAAGCCUCACCUCCUGCCUUCAUGGCUGCAAACCUGGGACCACCUACCUCUCUGGAUGCACUCACUCAAACCAAUGGAUACCAUCAUCACAAGAGUCACAUUGUGCUGCAGGAAAGCCCGGAACAGUGAUCAGAGACACACGUCUCCCGAGGAUCUGCCACAAUUGAGAGAAUAUGACGCUGAAAAAAAUCAUGCGCCUUUGGCACAAAAUAGCCCAGCUUUGAUUUAUGAUUAUGAGACUGAGGCUGUUUUUGACACAUUGAAUGGCAAGAGCAGCAGGCUAUAGACUAUACAUGGUCCAUUAAAUUCUUUUUGGUCCUUAAAAUGAUUUCUCUUUUCAUAUUGUGAUUCAAUCGGUUUCCUCUCUGCACGUUUUUUUGAAGCUAAACUACCUGACACAGCCGCAGAAAUGUAUUCAUACAAUGGUAUAUAAAUCAGGGCCUUUUACAAAAAUAUGUUUCAUUUGUUCAGUGAGAGGAGAUGCUUAACAUUCAAAUAAAAUGUUGAUCGUCACCAUGAGUGUAUUAUAUAAGCUGUUAUGUUCUAUUAAUUUUAUAUCAAGUUAAUUAUCAAGCUAAAAUUUAAGCCUGUGACCAUGUCUAAAUACAGUUUAAAACCACGGUGUCAUAACGCUGUCUUGUAAAACACCCACGAACAUGAUGAAGAAGGUACUAGGCAAUCUUUAAUAAAUCUACAAGCAAAUAAUCCAGACAGAGAGAACAGCUACAACAUCCACACAUGAACAAGUAGCAAGGGAAACAAGGGAACUUGAAUACAUGUGCUAAUGAGGUGAUUAACGAAACACAGCUGACAGAGAUGACUUAAAUCAAAAACCAUGACAACAAACUAGUGGCGGGAAAUAGUGCAAGCAGGAAAACAAAGUCUAAACUGAA